AUGGGUUUGUCAUUCACCAAGCUUUCCGGAAGGAAGGAGAUUGGCAUACUAAUGGUUGGCCUUGAUAUGGCUGGUAGAACUACUAUCUUGUACAAGCUCAAGAGAGGGGAAGUUGUAGCUACGGGUGCUACGAUUGGAUAUAAUUUGGAGACCCUGGAGUACAAGAACAUGAGCUUUACUUUCUGGGACAUUGGAGGCCAGAACAAUAGACUACCAUUGCCAAGAUAUUACUUCCAAAACAUUGAAGCAGUGAUCCUUGUUGUUGAUAGCAAUGACCAAGAUCGUGUUGUUGAUGCUCGGGAGUACCUGCAAAAGCUGUUGAGUCAGGAUGAACUUAAGGACGCACUCCUCCUGGUGUUUGCAAACAAGCAAGAUCUUCCAAAUGCAUUGACUGCUGCAGAAAUUGCAGACAAGCUUGGUCUUCACUCCCUCCUCCAUCGCCGUAACUGGUAA
This is a messenger RNA of Coffea eugenioides, 453 nucleotides long. Its product is annotated as ADP-ribosylation factor-like. Gene Ontology annotation, cellular component: cytoplasm. Gene Ontology annotation, molecular function: GTPase activity; GTP binding. Gene Ontology annotation, biological process: vesicle-mediated transport; intracellular protein transport. The transcript is spliced from 4 exons. The record is from RefSeq and is a predicted model, not a curated record. NCBI's taxonomy places the organism in Eukaryota, Viridiplantae, Streptophyta, Magnoliopsida, Gentianales, Rubiaceae. The coding region runs from base 1 to 453 and encodes 150 amino acids.